This is a messenger RNA of Spirometra erinaceieuropaei, 3170 nucleotides long. Lineage: Eukaryota; Metazoa; Platyhelminthes; Cestoda; Diphyllobothriidea; Diphyllobothriidae. The record is from the annotation of a GenBank genome assembly.
AUGUCUUCUAAUUUUCGCAUUUUUGCGUACUCCGUUGGGGCCUCUUUUAUCUUCUACCACUGUCAUUCCUUACUUGGAACCGUUGUUUAUGUAUGAUCGCUUAAACUUUGAGGUGACCGUGAAAUAGUGUGAAGGCAUUAGCAUGGAGCCAACCAUCCAAAAUGGGGACUAUCUACUUGUUGAGCGAGUUUCCCUAUAUCGAAGAAAAAUCAGAACGUAUGUCUCCCGUAUUUGAAUCAGUUUUGCAGGGGUGACAUCGUCGUUGCUAAACAACCUCGUAGCCCUCAAAAUUUCUGCCACAUUCUCAAACGAGUAAGAGCUCUACAAGGAGAUGUUGUGGAAUACUUCAACCCGCGUCUUUCGAAAUCGGUCAGGGAAUUUGUAAGUCUCCAUUUUAGUCGGGUUUGUGCCCUCCAAUUGUCUAUGCCUAGUUUCACAAUGGUCCUGGGCACUUUGACCUCGAUGUUUGGCGAUUUAACGUAACCAUAUGUGCAGGUGGUAUGCUACUAUUUCAUUUGGCGGCUUGAUUUGAAGAAUGUGAACCUCUAGUCCAUUUCACAAUUAACUCUGAAUGUGUUCUCCGUCAGUAACCGCUGAUUUAGGGCUCGUUAACAAAUUUGCGCCCCACGUCUAAAACUGGCCUGUCGUUGAAUUUCAGCUCUUGCGAACUCCAUGCCACCUCCAUGAAAUUACGUGUAACUGAUAGGGUUGCAAACACGAGCUGGUACCCUGGUUUGCCGAAACCGCCCUGCAUGCUUUUUAACGAUUCCCAAGUCUCCCAUGUAUUCUUACGUAUCCUCAGUUCACAUCUGCACCUCGGCCUUCGUUUUUUUUCCCAUAACCUAGUGCGGGAAGCUACAGUAAAAGCUCGAGAGUACUCACGCUGUCGUACCAUUAUCUACUAGAGUGGUUUGGACUCAUUUUAGGAGGUAGUGAACCAUACCUUUCUGACUAUCCGAAAUUCUGAACAGUCUUCUAUUUCGUUUUUAAGUGGACAUCGGGAUUUUUUUAAGCUUGCUUGUCCAAGCCGCUCCAGGGACGACCGCUUUGAUAUUAUUUAUGCCGACUAUCUCGUUUGUGGCGUUGACUGCAUCAUGGCAUAUCCCAUUAGUUCAUCCACCCUUCAGCCCCGUAGUAGACGUUUUUAGCGCUGAGGAAGCCAAAAGACCUGUCGAUACAUUCGAAUUGGUAGUAGUUAAAAUGUUAGCAUUUCGUUGCUUCCGAAGGGACGUUUAGUUGUCGAUUCUCACGAUUGAUGCACACACAAGAUUUUAUCUUCGUAGUCGACAUUCGGCAACCGAGAAGUCAUAAACUCGUUUGGUAUGCGCUGCUGCAGCAAUUGAGAUAUUAACCACUGUGCCACGUCUGGCCAUCUUGAACUACCGGUAUUUAUGAAGGAUCGGCCACGUGAAUUGUCAUGACCAUGUAGGCAGUUUAGUAGUGCACCCAAACUUGCAGUUUAAAUCGCUCAUUGGCUGAACCUAUACUGGUUAGGACGCGUUUUCUUGCGCCAAAGGGCCGUUUGAAGCCAAUGGAUUAGAAACAGAUUCUGGAAACCAGACCACAAAGCAAUUAACUCACGAAAAGCGCCACCGCAUUACUGAAUGAGAUCGGACAAAGCCCAAACUCUCUGUGUGCUAUCUAGCCGUCCAUUUGCCGGUUCAGCCUUUUUGCGUGACACUGCCCUAGUAAGCAUUCGGAUCGCGUUUAUGCCCUAUCGUUACCUAAGUGUCAGCUGGGAGCGACCAGCGGACUCCGAGGCGCGCAACCGACAAUGAAGACUUGGUAAGUUAACGAAUACUGAGGGACUCCAUUUCGACGAACGUGUUUUUGAUUAUUCAUCACCAGGCCGGUAGAGUAAUAUAGGCAAGUUUUGAUAGUCAGCGAAAAUUCGAAACAGUCAAUAUACAGUAAUCAUGGUGACGGGUUGUGGGCGUUAAGACGGGCCGUCCUCAGCCCUCUCGCUCGUGAAAAUUGUCCACAGCCUGUUUCCAACUUUUGCUGCUCCACCAUACCUUACUCAUGUUAUUAUUACCGUACAGACCUGGUGACAAAUAAUCGGUGACGUGCUUUCGUGGGACUUGGCUUCCUCAAUGUUUCCAUGAGUAUCACUGCAGAACUAGAAAGAUAUUCUGGACGUUCCUAUUCGGAGCGCCAAAUAGAUACCAGUUUUGAAGGGCCAGCGCUGCAAUGUAAACCAUCACGUGCAUUGUUCCGCGAUUCUGUGAAUGCUAUGCCGACUUUGGUAGUAUCGUAUCCCUCCUGGGGGCUGGCAGACAGUCAUGUGCACUAUUCAACUGCUGUCCUCUGGACAGCCUAAGGAUUUUACGAACGUAGUCGGAAAAGUUGCACGGAUGGAAGACUUGAACCAUACAAACAGGGGACGCGUACGUUAACUGGUCUCACACUAGCACCGGACUGAGUGGAAAUCGGAUUCUCAACGCGUGACUAGGUACCACAGCACGAGAUCGGUAUCCCACUGGAAUGUCCGAACCCGAACCUUCAUGGUCGACAGUUCUUCGGCGCUGGUCGAGAUAAAAACUAGCCUCGGCCCUAUGAAGUGUUUCGUUGCAGAACCUAAAUUCUAUCAGGAUUGAAGUGUUACCCAUCGCUACUUCUCCCACUCAAUUGAGUGACCGCGGGAGGGACCCAAUCAUCAGAAAAAAGACGAAUCGUCCGUAGUCCGAACUUGUCAUGCGGACUAGGUGCCUGCUCCAACGGCCAAGCUCCCUCCUCCGAGGCCUAACUCUACAAAAUUGUUUAGUUUGACCACAGGCCGGAACAUGACUAGUCGGUGUUAAUCGUAGUCCACCUCUUGCAUGUCACCGUCUUUCUUACUUUCCUGAUUCUGCUACUUGACUGAUUUAUUGGGCUGUUCGCACCAUUGCCGCCCUCUUAUUCAUCUGCUCAGGCGUUCGCUCAACUAGACCCAAUAUUCUGACCCACCGUUACUGUCCAAAUUCUUCGUCAUAACACUUAAGAUUCCCGAGGAGCACAUUUGGCUGGAGGGUGAUAACCAGAAUCAUUCAUUGGACUCGCGCGUUUACGGACCCGUGCCCUUUUCACGCCUCGAAUACAAGGUUUUGUGCCGCCUAUGGCCCCCCAGCUCCUUCGGGAAAGUUUGCGGACCGGAAGGGAUCGCGCCACUCAAGUCAACGCCGGAUAAUUGA